Molecule: messenger RNA, 4101 nt
Organism: Gasterosteus aculeatus aculeatus (three-spined stickleback)
Lineage: Eukaryota; Metazoa; Chordata; Actinopteri; Perciformes; Gasterosteidae
Source: RefSeq, a predicted model, not a curated record
GGGGCGGGGCAUCAACUGGGAGGGGCGUGUGCUUUUUCACGUCCCCUGCGCCGCGUCUUUCGCGUCCUCGCGCCGCCCGUUGUAAAUUCUCUCGCUGCAAGUGAUUUGGCCGCUGUCGGCUGUCUGCGUUAGACAGGCUCGCUUCCGGUCACGUGAGGUAGCCACCUCCGGGUGAAAGGUCAUGUUUCCUGGUUUGAAAAUGCUAACGACAACAAACAAACGGGUCGCGUAACCGUUUUGGUUUCCAGAGGGUUUUAUGAAAUGUUUCGGGACGUGUUGUGUGUGGCGCUCGUGCAGCAGCUCCAGCAGGAUUCCUGAGGAACAGCUUCACCUGUCAGCAUGCAGGCAGAGCUACUGAUUGGAUGGCAGAGGGAGAAGGCGGAGCUUCAGAGGGAAGUGUGUCGUCUGCAGGAGGAGCUGGCGGAGAGCGGAGCAGAGAAGGAGGAGCUGGAGUCCAGGAGCAGAGCUCUGGAGGACAGGCUUAUCAAGUCAUUGUCUCCCUCGCUCGCCCUCUCUCUGCGGGGGGAGAGUGAGCAGAGGGAGUGGAAGAGAAGGGUGAGGGAGGGGAGAGAGAGGGAGGCCAGACAGGCUCUGCUCAUCCACCGCCUGCAGAACAAGGUGUUUGAGUACAGAGAUCGAUGUCAGCGAUCAGACCUUCAGCUGCAGGACGUGAGCAGCACCGAGCAGAGGAUCAGGGAUGAACACAGUGACUCCCUGGAGGGCGCCCUCAUCAGGCUGGAGGAGGAACAACAGAGGUCUCUUGGAUUGGGGGAAAUAAACACUAUCCUGCGGGAGCAACUCAGCCAAUCAGAGGAGGCCAACCAGGCACUGAGGGAGGAGCGCCAGAAGCUGACGUCUGACUGGACCAGAGCGUUAGAGGAGGCGGGGCAGAAAGAGAAUGAAUGGCGAACAGAGAGGGAGCGUCUCACAGGUCAAUGGGGUCAGCAGCAGGCCCGGUUACUUUCACUUUGGAUGUCCGUGGUCGCCCUGAGGAGACACUGUCACACUGUUAAAACCGCCGCCGACCGGGAUAUGUGGCAGCUGAGGGCGGAGUUUUCUCGUCUCUCCUCCUCCCUCCUGUCCAGCUGUGACUCUGUCUCCUCUUCUCUGAGGCUCAUCAAGCCCUUCUCCUCCGCCCUCCCCCCUAUUGUCCCCCCCACUCCUCUGUCCUCCACACUGGUGCCCCCUUUUCAGGACCCCUCUUCACCUCUGCCUCCUCUCAUCUCCUCUUCCACCCUGGGAACCGUCUCCUUAGGAGAGCUGCAGCACCAGGAGGAGGAGAAGAAGAGGUUGGAGGAGGAGAAGGAGGAACUGGAGGAAGGGAAGAAGAAGUUGGAGAAGGAGGAACUGGAGGAAGGGAAGAAGAGGUUGGAGGAGGAGAAGGAGGAACUGAAGGAAGGGAAGAAGAGGUUGGAGAAGGAGGAACUGGAGGAAGGGAAUAAGAAGUUGGAGGAACUGGAGGAAGGGAAGAAGAAGUUGGAGGAGGAGAAGGAGGAACUGAAGGAAGGGCUGGAGAAGGAGAAGGAGGAACUGAAGGAAGGGAAGAAGAGGUUGGAGGAGGAGAAGGAGGAACUGGAGAAGGAGGAACUGGAGGAAGGGAAGAAGAGGUUGGAGAAGGAGAAAGGAGAAGAGAUUACAGAGUUGAAGCUUCUUCAUGAGACCAGGAUUGUGGAGCUGAAAGAACGCAUUGAGGAGCUGUGUUGCUCUCAGGAGGAGGACCGGAGACGAGGAGACACACAGACAACAGAGUGUCUUCAAUCGGUCAAACAGGCUGUGGCCAAACUGUCCAGAGUCCAGAGCAGCAGUCCGUGUGCGCCCUUAGACGUCCUCAGCCUGGACCUGUCCCACACUGAGAGCGCCCUCCAUUGCAGGCGCGAGGAACCGCAGGUGGCGCUGGAGAGGCAGCAGCUGGACCAACAGAGAGCAGAAGAAGAAGCUGCUGACAUCAGAGACGCUCUGCAGAAGUCCAGAGACCGUGUGUUGAGUCUCUCCUCCUCUGAGUGCGUCUUGAGGAGGGAGCUGGAGGACGCAUGUGACGCUGUGAACAAGAUGGCCGCCCUGAACUCCUGUCUGGCUUUAGACAAGAAGGAGCUGAGCCAGCAGCUACUGGAGCUGGAGCGUGAGCUGUCAGACAGCCGAUCACAGCUGCAGGGGCUGAGGUCAGAGGUCACGUCUCUGCAGAGAGAGGUCAACACCGUCAACCUGGACUGCAGCCGACUCAGGGCUCAGAGGGACGAGCAGGCUGACGUCGUGCGUCGGCUCAGAGGAGGAGAGAGAGAUAUGGAGAGAACUCUGGAGGAGAAGGAGAGACAGCUGCUCCUGCUUAUGGAGGAAAGCGGGAGCAAGGGAGGUCAGCUGGAGGAGCUGUCCUCCCAGCAUGCCUCGGUGUGCUCGGAGCUAAAGGAGGCGCAGCAGCAGCUGAGGCAGUCAGAGGAGCAGCGUAGAAGGAGAGAGCAGCAGCAGGAGGAGCAGCAGAGGGAGAGCAGGAGGCUGCAGGAGGAGCAGGAGCGUCUGCAGAGACAGAGGGAUCAGCUGGAGGAGGAGGUGCAGGAGCUCAGGAGGCUCUCUGAGUCUCUCCAGCAGCAGCUGGCGCAGCAGCAGGAGCAGUUCUCCCAGUCGGAGGUGGAGCGCUGCCAGCUGCUCACACGCGUGCUCACAGUGCAGCAGGUCAAAGAGGCUUUAAGAGGGGAGAUCGAGUGUCUACGGGGCGAGCUGGACAGAACAACAGCCGGGAGAGAAGAGGAGGAGAAGAGGGGGGAGGAGGAGAAGGAGGCACUGAGGGAAGAGACUGAGCGGCUGACAAAGGAGGUGGAAGACUCGAGGAGGAGGAGGAGGAGGGAAGAUGAAGAGGAACUGGAGGUCUGGCAGAGAGAAAGGGAGGCUCUAAACGAGGCGCUGGGGACGAGGGACGGAGAGGUGGAGGUGCUGAGGAGGCGCAUAGAGGGGCUGAUAGUGGAGGAGCAGGACAGACUAAAGGAGUUAGAGCGGCUGAGGGAGGAGGUGACAAAGAGGGAGGUGCAUAUAAGUCACCUGAAGGCGCGAUUGGAGGAGGAGGCAAAGAGGACAGAGGUCAGGCGGAGGGAGGAGGAGGUGAAAAGAGAGGAGGAGAUGGAGCGAUUGAGGAGGGAAGCAGAGGAGGCAAAUAGAUGGAGGAGGAGGAUGGAGGAGGAGAUAAACCUGCUGAGAAAAGAAACCUCUGAGCUAGAGGAGGAGAAGAGAGAGAAGGAGAUACUGCAAGACAAAGAGGAGCAUGAGAGGAGGAGAAGAGGGGAGGAGGUGGACCAACUCAGAGGGGAGGUGGAGAGGCUGAUGGAGAAGGUGGCGGAGGUGGAGCUGCUGAGGGUGAGGCUGAAUGUGGCCACGGAGGAAUGCGAGGAGAUGAAAGAGGAGGUGGAGCGGAGGGAGCGCAGCUUGGAGCGACAGAUGAGCGCUGUGAGGGAGAGCGAAGAGGAGGUGGAGGAGCUGAAGGAGCAGCUGAGGUUGGCAGAGGAGCAGAAGGAGCAGGGAGAAAGAGAGCGUCAGGAGGCCAACUUCAAACUGAAGCAGCGCGCAGGGAAGGAGGAGCAGUUGGAGGCGCUGCUGAAAGAAGCCCGGCUCCUCCUGCAGACAGAGAGGAGGGAGGGACGAGAAAGGGAGGUGACGCUCUCCUCUCAGGCCACAGAGCUGCAGGCAGCCCAGGCUGAAAGGGAGGGAGAGAGGAGGAGAGCCAGAGAGAGGGAGCAGGCCUGCGAUAGGCUGGAGGAGGAGGUGAAGGAGUGGAGGGAGCAGGCUGAGCGGAGGAUGAGGGAGGUGACAAAGUUGAACCAAAUCCUGAAGGGGCGAGAGGAGGAGGCACAGUACCUAAAAGCUAUGCUGGAGGAGAGGGAGGAGGAGGAUGGGAGAGAAAGGGAGGCACUGAGGAGAAUUGAGCUGGAGAAGAGGAGAAGACUGGAUAUUACGCUGAUAGAGAUGGAGGAGGAGCAGAGAAGACUUGAGGAGCAAGUGAGAGAGGUGGAAGAGGAGAGGGAGGAAGCGAGGGAGGCACUGAGGAGGGCAAGGGAGGAGAGGAGGAGGCUGGAUGACAGGUUAGAGGAGAUGGAGAGGGAGGUGCAGGAGAAUUAG